UAAUGUAAACUCAGAUAGGAUUUACCGGAAUGUUCGCGACACGAAGCGUCUCAAAUUCUUGAAGAUUUGUAGAAGUUUGUAAUCUGUGUUUGUUUUGAUAAACCAGCCAGAGUUAUUUCUGAAACCAUAGAGAUCAGUUUCCAUGGAGAUUGUCUUCUCUUAUAUCCUCUCCUACACAGAGAACCUUUCAAUCCUCCCGCCAACCUUAGUUCGGAGCACAGGAGCAACAAGGAAACCGAGGUUGGUCAGUCAUGACCUUCUCUGGGGUAAUGGUGAACCUUUGGUCCCUUCUCCAGGUACCCUUAGGUAUCCUCAUCUCAACCCUCGGAACCUACUUCAGCUCCAGAGCUCAGGUGAUGGAUCCCCCCUGCUCCUUCCUAAUCACUCUUCUUCUCAUCUGCUCCGGUUUAACAGCUCUAUCAGGAGUAGGAAACCUACCGAACAACUGGGCAAUACUUCUAGGCAAAGAUCCUGGCACGAUUCACAACUCCUUUCUCCUGGUAAUCGCUCCUCACGACCUGGCCAGAUCAAUCCUGAGCUGUGCCAACUCACUGAUCCUGGUGAACAAAGCCAUCUUCAUCCUCACCAACUACAGCAUGGAUCCUAAACAGUUCCUCACCGGAACAUUUGGAGUUCUCGCAGUUCUCAAGAUAUUUCUGGUUCUCAUCAUUCCAGAAAUAGAUUCCGACGACAAUGGAAUAACGGAGCUCAAGAGUUUAGUGUUUACUGCGAUCCUGGAGUUGAUGGAAGGGUUGGCAGAGAUCAUAUGCCUUAUCUUGCUCCUCAUAAUAUGGGUCUUUAGGAGAAAUCAGUCAGUCGAACCAUCAGUCAAUGCUUACAUAAACUAUCUGGAGCAAAUUGAGUUUCCAUCGAUCCCAAUCCUUCUCAUCAACCGGGUUUCUCUCUUCAUUCAUCUUGUCAAGAGGUUCUCUAUGGACGGCACUAGUUACAUCCCUCUCAACUCUCUCAUAGGAGUUCAUAGUAUCUUUCUACCUUUGAUAGUGAGCUACAACAUACCGAGUAUCUGGAGCCCGAUAAAGAGCAUCUUAAACAGCGAGAACAUUUCGGAAUCUGAAAUACCAGAGGAAGAGGUUCCAGAUGAACAAGUUGAAACUUCUCUAAGUCGAGCUCCGACCCGUCCCAGCUCCGUCAUCUUACCUCAAGCAUUGCCCGGAUCCACAGAGGAGAGUAAGAGGGUAAUGUAUAAAAGUAAUAUCCGACAACAUCGAUCUGCUCUGGAGUCUGUUGUUUCUGCGACCCGGAGGAGAAAAUGGAAGAAGACCGGGAAAGGUCCUCUGGACGGAGCAAUGUUGGAUAUGGUCGGAGAGAAAAUCGUCCCAUUGGAGGAGAGUGAUUCUGAGGAUGAAGGAAACUGUAAAACCAUGUAGAUUGUAGAUUCUACAUUAUUUGAUAAUUUAGGUUUAGUAUUGGUCAAAAUCAAUCUUUUUAAUUACAAAUAUAUGGAUUUACGUUAACUAAUUGUUUCCGUAUUCUAAAUUGCAUGGUGAAACCAAAAUAGGAAUUAAUGAACACCAAGAAUUAAUUGUAUUAGGUUGUGCCAUAUAGAGUGUCACCCUGGACUAACCAAGACGAGAUGCAUUCGGUUUCUUCUAUUUAAAUUCAAUCCCGUUUAGGUCUAGAAUUCAAUAAUCUAUUUAUCAAAAAACACAUAUAAAUAUACAUUCUUAUAUUUGCAUGUAAAAUAUA
Molecule: messenger RNA, 1707 nt
Organism: Eurytemora carolleeae
Lineage: Eukaryota; Metazoa; Arthropoda; Copepoda; Calanoida; Temoridae
Exons: 2
Coding region: 252-1388 (378 amino acids)
Source: RefSeq, a predicted model, not a curated record